GGCCCUGGGGCCGCCCACUCUCCCCCCGUAGAUCCCUGGUCUGCACUGCAGAGAGGCGGGCGGUGCGGGCGGAGUCCCCGCAGAUGAGCCAGCCUUGCAGGGGAGGACUCGCCCGCUCGCCCGCCGCCUCUUCCUCCGCACUUGGGCAGAUGGCGCCGGGAGGAGCGAACAACCCACCGCUCCGAGCUCCGCGCAGCCGCCUGGCUCCCCUUCCUCUCCUGGCCGAGCCACCCCUGCUAAAGUGGCCGCUCGUUGGAUGCUGGGGGUGGGUGACCCGCUCCGUGUAGUGAUGCGAAAGUGCUUCCUGUUUGCUCACAACAACUUAGGCGUUUUGCAGAGGCGCAGCUUGUUUUAAUGCUUGGAGGCUGGAUCGGACGCCUGUGGGGGCCCAAAGGGUAGAAAUCACCCAGAGGCAAGACUCCUGUGACAUUUGAUGACAUCACAGUGUACUUGCUUCAGGAGGAAUGGAUGCUGCUGAGUCAGCAACAGAAGGAGCUCUGUGCUUCUGACGAGCUGGUGGCGCCACUGGGAAAACACAAGAUGGGCUACGUGGAAGAAAUGGACGUGCACGGUCCAGCCAGAGAAGCUGGGCCAUACCUGCCACCGCAGAAGAAAGCCUGUCCCUCUCACUUGGGUACAGAGAGAGACGCCAUUGAGGAAAACCGCACAGGAAAAAGCAAAAAGCCCCUGAGACCCCGGUCCAUCCAGAAGUCGUGGUUUGCGCAGUUCCCGUGGCUGGCCACGAAUGAGGAGCAGACGUCUCUCUUUUGCUAUGCUUGCCGAGAAUUCUCGUCUGUCAGGGGCAGACGGUCCAGACUGAUAGAAGGUUAUACAGGACCAUUCAAGGUGGAGACUCUCAAAUGCCACGCCAAGAGCAAAGCUCACCUGUUCUGCAUUGAUGCCUUGGCAGCACAGGACCCCACCUGGACAGCCCGUUUCCGGGGCAUCCAAGAUGCCAGCCCGGAGCACCUCUUCCCUGCAGAUUAUCCCAUCUUGUACCCCCCAGGGCCUCUGGGGGCCUAUGAGAACAUGGCCCAGCUUCUGCCCAGCUCUUGGGCUGAACUGGAGGACCCUGGGCAGAAUGGAGCAAUUCCUGCAUUGUAUCUGGACUGCACUUCCGAGUUCAGGCAUAAAGAAGCCGCUGAUGACGUCAGUAGCUCCUCAAAUGCUAAUAUUUGGUGUAGUCACUCUGCUGAACCCUGCAGCCAGGAUCCUUCUGAAGAGGGGCUGUUCUCAGAGGUUCCUGUGAUGUUUGAGGAGCUGCCGGUGGUGUUCGAGGACGUGGCUGUGUAUUUCACCCGGGAGGAGUGGGGCAUGCUAGACAAACGGCGGAAGAUGCUGUACAGAGACGUAAUGCGGCAGAAUUACGAGCUGUUGGCAUCCCUGGGGCCUGCUGCUGUCAAACCAGACUUGAUCUCAAAACUAGAGCGUGGAGCUGCACCCUGGAUCAGGGACCCAAAUGGGCCGAAGUCGGGGAAAGGGAGAAAGAAGAUGGUGGCCAGAAGAGAGGCAGACACACAGGCCUCAGCUGUAGAGCCUGCAUUACUUCCAGCUCCUUCUGUGGAGACAUGUACCUCCUACUGCGGUUCCAGCCUUUGUGAAGUAGAAGUGGAGGGGCCUAGGAAAAUCAAGAGGACUUACAGACCCCGCUCAAUUCAGAGGUCCUGGUUCGGGCAGUUCCCAUGGUUAGCCGUUGACCCAGAAGAGACCAAGCUCUUCUGCUCAGCUUGCAAAGAAAGACCGAGUCUCCAUGACAAAUCAUCGCGGCUAGUCCGAGGCUACACGGGGCCUUUUAAAGUAGAGACUUUAAAAUACCAUGAAGUCAGCAAAGCACACAAGCUCUGCGUCAACCCUUUGGAAAUCAUGGAAGAUAGCCCGCAGGCUCCCCUAGCCCCAGAGGUCUCCAGCAACCUGAUGGCAAACAUGGAGCACUUUUUCAACGCCGCCUACUCCAUCGCGUACCACUCGAGGCCCCUGAAUGACUUUGAGAAGACCCUGCAACUCCUCCAGAGCACUGGGACCAUGAUUUUGGGCAAGUACCGAAAUCGUACCGCGUGCACUCAGUUCAUCAAAUACAUCUCUGAGACUCUGAAGAAGGAGGUCCUCGAGGACGUCCGGAAGUCGCCUUGUGCGAGCGUGCUGCUGGACAGCUCCACAGAUGCGUCCGACCAGGCCUGUGUGGUCAUUUACAUCCGCUACUUUAAGGGGAUGGAGGUGAAAGAGUCUUACAUCACGUUGGCCCCGCUGUACAGUGAGACGGCGGAUGGGUACUUUGAGACCAUCGUCUCUGCCCUGGAUGAACUGGACAUUCCUUUCCGGAAGCCUGGUUGGGUGGUAGGGCUGGGAACCGAUGGCUCAACUAUGCUGCGCUGCAGAGGAGGCCUCGUGGAAAAGUUCCAGGAGGUCAUCCCCCAGCUGCUGCCUGUCCAUUGUGUGGCCCACCGGCUGCACUUGGCUGUGGUGGACGCUUGUGGGGGCAUCGAUCUGGUGAAGAAGUGUGACCGGCACAUCCGAACCAUCUUCAAGUUCUAUCAGUCCUCAAACAAAAGGCUGACCGAGCUGCAGGAAGGCGCGGCUGCCCUGGAGCAGGAAAUCGUCCGCCUAAAGGACUUGAACGCUGUCAGGUGGGUGGCCAGCAAGAGACGCACACUGAACGCGCUCAUCGUGAGCUGGCCGGCCCUGGCCAGGCACCUGCAGAGUGUGGUGGAAGCCGGGGGCCAGACAGGGCACAGGGCCGAGGGCAUGCUGAAGCUGAUGAAGAGCUUCCACGUCCUCAAGUUCUGCCACUUCCUCUUGGACUUCCUGAGUGUCUACAGGCCUUUGUCUGAGGUGUGCCAGAGAGAGAUCGUGCCGAUUACGGAGGUGAACUCCACACUGGGACGGGCCUUUGUAGCCCUGGAGACCCUCCGUCACCAGGCAGGGCCCAAAGAAGAAGAGUUCAAUGCCGGCUUCAGGGACGGGCAGCUCCACGGCAUCUUCUUGGACAGAAUGGAGAUGGCAGAACAGCGGUUCCUGGCCGACAGGGACAGAAUGAUCCUGACGGGCGUUGAGUACCUCCAGCAGAGGUUUGACACAGCCCGUGCCCCCCAGCUGAAGAACAUGGCGGUGUUUGACACUGUGGGCUGGCCAGGUGGGAUUGAACUGGCCAGUUUUGGGAAUGAUGAGAUUCUCGCCCUUGCCAGGUACUUUGAGCUGUCACUCCCCCCAGGGUACAGCGAGGAAGCACUGCUGGAGGAGUGGCUGGGGUUGAAAGCCAUUGCCAAGAGCCUGCCGUUCUCCAUGCUGUGCAAGAGCACCCUGGCCCAGCACUGCCGCUUCCCCCUGCUCAGCAGGCUGGUGGCCGUGGUGGUCUGUGUGCCUGUCUCCACCUCCUGCUGCGAGCGGGGAUUCAGUGCCAUGAACCGGAUCAGGACCGAAGAGAGGACCAAGCUCUCCAACGACGUGCUCAACAUGCUCAUGAUGACAGCAGUGAAUGGUGUGGCAGUCACAGAGUAUGACCCCCAGCCCGCCAUCCAGCACUGGUACCUGACCUCCUCAGGCCGGCGUUUCAGCCACGUCUACACCUGUGCCCCGGUGCCACCCCGCUCCCAUGCAAGGGCGGGGCUCAGGAAGGAGAAGAUGGGAGAGCUCUAUGUGGAGGGGGCCGUGACCCAGAAGCCGCCUGUACCAUCCUACGGGGAACCGGUGGAGAUCAGGAAGGACUGCAUCAUGGACCCUCCCGCCAGACUCCUGUACCCCCACACCAGCCAGGAGGCCCCCGAGCUGUCCUGAUAGAGGCUCUGCAGGAGCAGGACUCCUAGGAUUACCUUGGAGAGCCCCCGUGCUGCCCUGCCCCUUGGGGUCAUGCUGACAGGCUCUCUGCGGAGUGUCAGCUGCCCUAGAACCUUCUUUGGUGGGGACUCCUAAGCACCAGCAAGUAGACAGUGACAAGGUAGUUUUGCCCACAUCCCAGAGAGGCAGGGCAACCAGGAGGCACACAGCCUGUUUACCAUGGCCCCUCUCUACGCAGAGCGGGGACCUCCCAGCACUUAAAUAUGCAGAAAAGUUCUUAUCUCUAGUUCAUUUUUAAGGUGCUUCAGGAAAUAACCCCAUCAUGAAAGAUUUCACCCCAUGUUCUGGUGGCAAGAGGACUUUUCUGAAGUGGGAGAGAUUGUUGGGGGUAGGGGCUUAAAGGAGCACCCCCAGGCCCCUGGAAGGGUGUGGAGUGUCCCAGGGAGGCUGUCCAUGGCCUCAGUGGCCUGGGAAAGGCACUGGGUGAGGGGCAGAGGAUGACCAGGCUCCGGACAGCUGGCCUGGCUCUGGGAUCUGUCACCCUGGUUCCAUGGCAGAAUCAGGGACACCCUGACUUCAAAUGGGAGACUCACGUCAGAGAAUUUCUCUACCUUCUGCCUCCAGGGCCAUCCUUUAGGAUGAGACGAGCAAAAGCCCUUUGCACAGAGCGCUCCAGAGUGCUCUUGCAGCUUCGGCUGGCGGAGGGAUAUGUCUCCCUGGA
Molecule: messenger RNA, 4492 nt
Organism: Hipposideros armiger (great roundleaf bat)
Lineage: Eukaryota; Metazoa; Chordata; Mammalia; Chiroptera; Hipposideridae
Gene: ZNF862
Product: zinc finger protein 862
Exons: 7
Coding region: 469-3771 (1100 amino acids)
Biological process (GO): regulation of DNA-templated transcription
Molecular function (GO): protein dimerization activity
Source: RefSeq, a predicted model, not a curated record